Orbicella faveolata is the source of this 3731-nucleotide messenger RNA. Its product is annotated as vesicle-fusing ATPase-like. The record is from RefSeq and is a predicted model, not a curated record. Gene Ontology annotation, molecular function: ATP binding; ATP hydrolysis activity. Gene Ontology annotation, cellular component: Golgi stack. Gene Ontology annotation, biological process: intra-Golgi vesicle-mediated transport; Golgi to plasma membrane protein transport; SNARE complex disassembly. NCBI's taxonomy places the organism in Eukaryota, Metazoa, Cnidaria, Anthozoa, Scleractinia, Merulinidae.
GGUCUUACACCAAGCACUACCCAAAUAAAUGGAUAAAAUGGCCCCCUUGUAGUGAAAGUCUUCCUUUCGUAACAAGCAACGCCAAGAUGGUUCAAAUGAAAGUGAUCAAGUGUCCGUCAGACAGAUUGUCUUUAACAAAUUGUCUUGUGGUGAAUGAAAAUGACUUCAACCCGGAGCGAGUCAAACAUGUUGAGGUUCGGACCAGUGCACCACAAGGUUAUGUCUUUACUAUCAAAGUAUGUGAAGAUGUUCCACCAGGUUCUGUGGGAUUCAGCCUCGUCCAGAGGAAGUGGACUAGUGUGGCACUAAACAGUAUGAUAGAUGUUGUUCCAUAUAGAUUUGAGGAAGGAUCGUAUCUGUCAACUAUUACAGUUGAAGCUGAUUUCCUGCAGAAAGCAAGGUGGGCUUAUACCCAAAGGGGACUUAUAUCCGGAAUGAUAUCUUUGUUAGCAAAUAGAAGGGCUUAUAACUGGGGGAACAUUAAUGUGGGAUUUUACGUUAUUGAUGUUAGUCUUCUUGGUGGUGCAAAGAGCAAGGCUUCUCAAGGAACAAAUGUUUCUAUUGGUAUGGUUACAAGGAACACCCAAGUUCUGUUUGAAAGGGCAGAGGGUUCAGUGUUAAACCUAACAGGCACUGCUAAAGGAAAAGCUGCCACACAGUCCAUUAUCAGCAGGGACUGGGACUUCACCAAGCUGGGAAUCGGAGGUCUGGACAAGGAAUUCUCAAACAUCAUUAGAAGAGCUUUUGCCACUCGGUUAUUUCCGCCAGAAGUUGUGGACAAGUUAGGACUUAGGCAUGUCAAGGGAAUUCUGCUAUUUGGACCUCCAGGUACUGGAAAGACACUAAUGGCCCGGCAGAUUGGCAAGAUGUUGAACACAAGGGAACCAAAGAUAAUCAGUGGACCAGAGGUGCUGAAUAAAUAUGUUGGAGAGUCAGAAGCUAACAUCAGAAAGUUAUUUGCUGAAGCUGAGGAAGAACAGAAAAAGUUUGGAGAUAAUAGUGGACUCCACCUUAUAAUAUUUGAUGAGUUUGAUGCAGUUUGCAAGUCAAGAUAUAUGUACAAUUCUGGUGGUACUGGAGUACAAGAUUCAGUUGUUAAUCAACUUCUUGCCAAGAUUGAUGGUGUGGAACAACUCAAUAACGUGCUUUUAAUUGGCAUGACAAACAGGAGGGAUCUUAUUGAUGAUGCCUUACUAAGACCUGGACGACUUGAAGUACAAGUUGAAAUCGGCUUGCCCGAUGAGGAAGGACGAGUACAAAUUCUCGAGAUUCACACAGCCAAGAUGAGAGAACACAGGCUUCUGGCUCCGGAUGUUGACCUCGCAGAUUUAGCAGUGCAAACCAAGAAUUUCACAGGAGCCGAGAUUGAAGGCCUAGUGCGAGCUGCACAGUCCACUGCAAUGAAUCGAUUUAUUCAGCUCAAGAACAAUUUUGAGAUCGACCCGGAGGCUGCUGAAAAGAUCGUUGUAAAGCGCGAGGAUUUCCAUCAUGCACUGGAACAUGAUAUAAAACCGGCAUUCGGACCUUCUGAUGACAAUCUCGAUCUUUAUGUAGCUAAUGGAAUUAUCCGCUGGGGCAACCAAGUGGAGCGUAUAUUGGAUGAUGGGAAAUUGUUGUUGCAGCAAACGAGAACCCAAGAUAUCACCUCGCCAAUUACUGUGUUAUUGGAAGGUCCUGUCGGGUGUGGCAAGACAGCACUCGCGGUGCAGAUGGCUCUCUUUUCAGACUUCCCCUUCAUCAAGAUGUGUUCACCAGAGCACAUGAUUGGUUUUGUCGAAAGUGCAAAAUGUCAAACUAUUAAAAAGAUUUUUGACGAUGCGGACAAGUCAGACCUCAGUUGUAUCAUUGUUGAUGAUAUAGAACGCCUGUUAGACUACGUUGCCAUUGGACCAAGGUUUUCUAACACGGUCCUUCAAGCCUUGCUUGUGUUACUUAAGAAGAAGCUAAGGAAGGGUCGCAAGCUAAUCGUCAUUGGGACAACCAGCAGCCGAGAGGUGUUGGAAACCAUGGGCAUUGUUGAGUCAUUUAACACUGUGAUCCAUGUUCCCUCUCUCUCGUCCACCGACCAACUCAGAGAAGUGCUGCAGCAUGUGAAGUUGUUUGAUGAAGAUGAAAUUAGGCAAAUUGAGAGAAACAUUGGCCAGAGAAGGUUGUUCGUGGGCAUAAAGAAACUCCUCAUGAUGGCAGAGAUGGCUGUCCAGACCAUAAAGCGUGAUCGAGUUGACAAGUUUGUUAGUUUACUGGAAGAUGAAAACUGUUUGAGAGGCCCACAAGCAUAGCCUUGUAUCAAGUGACUACAAGAGGAUCAGGACAGAGCAAUUCUUUGGUGGAAGACAUUUCUUUUUUCAAAGGCAACGUUUAAGUUUGAUGGAUCAUUCUUCUACUAGCCUACCUUAAUUUUGAAAUCACUUUUAUUUUACUCUGUUAUAACAAUCGACUGGUUUUCCAGUGAAUCUCCUAAAACUUAAACCAUAUCAGAAACCGAAGUAAAAACAUGCAACCUCUGUGAAAUGCAGGAAUACAUGGAAGCGGUGCGAAACGCGGGAAACUUACAACUGAAUUUUUGCAAGCGCGGUAUUAUAGGAUGCUGGUGCCAAGCGCGGGAAAACUUACAACUGGUGCCAAGCGCGGGAAAACGUGCGUAAGUGAGGAAUGGUUUUUGUUUUGCUCCUGAUUCAUUGGUUGCCAGAAAAAACGCGCUGUCAUUGGUUGAGGCACUUUGCAAGGGUUCUUUGGGUCAAAUUUACAGACGGGGGAAUAAGUAAGAGUUGAAGGCUAUGCCAUCCGUCUCCGAAAAUGCUUAGCCUCGUGACGUAUCGUGAUUACGUCAUGCUGAUGUGACUGUUCGCGGAGUACUUAUGAGCACUCUUGCUAGUCUCUGAUUUGAAGAUAAGAAUCGGUAAUACGAGACUUCAGUGAAGAUUUGCUUGAAGUAGUGCUUGUUUCCCCGACUGUAUAGGAAGGAGGUAAAUAAUUUUCUUGUCCUCGACACGGUCAAAAACUGCGCCAUUAAUAAAAUAAUAUAAGAUGAAACGUCACGAUAGAAAAGUUUAUUGACGUAAUAUAUCAAACACGAAAGACCGUGUUUGAACACAUUUCCAAGCAACCAAGAAGAGAGUUGAAAAUACGACGCGUAGUGGAGUAUUUUUGAAAAACUUCGAGGUGUUAAGAAAUGUGGUGAAACACUGUCUUUAGUGUUUAAUAUAUCUUUUCAAUCGAAACUAAAACUCAGGAGAAAACGUAGAAAGAAAAUCGUAAAAAUCUAGGCUGAUUAAGAUCAUAUCUACAAGCACCGUGACGGUCAUGAUUUCCUUUGUUUCAAAUUGAUAAAUCAUUAAUGCGCUAGAGAAAUAUUAUUCAAUAAAGAUGAUAACUGUAAGAAAGGAGAGGAUUAUGAGGCUCCAGUGUAAACCAAACAGAAAAAGUCUUUUCGAGAAAUAUAAUAUGUGCAUAGAUUUCUCAUUUCACCUUUGGUAGCCUUUUUUAGUUCAGAAGAAUAACUAACUAUUUCAUAAGAGUUGCAAGAAACUGGGCAAGGAGUCCAUCUUUUUUUCUUUCCUAGCGUAUUCUAUAGUCUCGGCUUAAGCACGUAAUUCGAAAUCCCGAUACCACAUGAUCAACUAUAGAUGUAGGGAAAUGAGUCAUUUAUUUCUGCCUGUGCAAUUUAUAUACUUUAAAGAUGGUUAUUCCACUGAUAACGUUUACCACAAUAAAGGAUUGGAUUGAAGAAA